AUGGAGGGAGUGUUUGCUACUGUCCAUGAUCCUCUCUAAUUUGUCCAGGAUCCGCCUUUCCACCACCACCUCCACGGUGUUCAGUUUGCAGCCUGGGAUGGAGCCAGCUUUCCUGAUGAUCUUAUUCAGCUUCUUUGCAUUGGCAGCUCAGAUGCUGUUCCCAUCAACUGAUUGCAACAAAGAAUAUUGUACUUUCUGUGAAGGUCUCCAGCAAUUUGGUAGGAAUUUGGUGGGAUAUUAAGUUUCCUCAGGAAGUAGAAUCUGCUUGUACGCUUCUUGUAGACUAGUAGAACCUCACUGUUGGGCCUCCAGUCCAGUCUGUUGUUGAGCAUGGAGUUGAGGUCAGGACGUCUUACAUAAGCAUUCUCUUUUUCUGUGCCAGCUGCUCUACUUAGAAAGCUGCCAUUAUCCUAUUACAGGUUAUUUCUACUGAUCACCCUUUUUAGUACUACACCUACAUAAGAGGUUUAGAAACCCUUUCUUGAUCUCUCUGUAGUGAUCAGUGUGUGACUGGACAGCAGUGGUAAGAGUACCACGGGCAAUUUUACAAGAGGCAUGUUAAGUGGCUAGCUGGUGCACUGGAGUGCCAAGCCAAACCAGGUGUGUGACAAAGAGUUUCCUCAGACAUGGGCAACAAUCACACCACCCUGGACGACAUCCUGGCUGAGGACAUGCACCACUGGUACAACAAGUUCAUGAGGGAGUCUCCAUCGGGCCUGAUCACGCUCUUUGAGCUGAAGUCCAUCCUCGGGCUGCAGGGAAUGCCUGAGGAUGCUAAUGCUUAUGUGGACCAGGUCUUCCACACGUUUGACAUGGAUGGGGAUGGAUACAUAAACUUUGUGGAAUACAUCGCUGCAAUCAGUCUGAUGCUUAAAGGUGAAAUCAACCAGAAAUUAAAGUGGUACUUUAAACUGUUUGACCAGGACGGCAAUGGAAAAAUUGACAAAGAAGAACUGGAGACGAUAUUCACGGCCAUACAGGACAUCACGCAAAAUCGCAGCAUUGUACCAGAAGAGAUAGUAGCACUUAUCUUCGAAAAAAUUGAUGUCAAUGGAGAAGGUGAAUUAACACUUGAAGAAUUCAUUGAAGGAGCCAGAGGGCACCCAGACAUAAUGGAGAUGCUGAAGAAAAUAAUGGACCUGACUCCAGUGCUAGAGAUUAUUGUUGAAGGGCGACAGAAACCAGACAACUGUGAACAAGGCCAGACAAGCACUUAAGUUCAAUUUAAUCCUGGACACACAGCACCUCAAUAACACUUUAAACCUCUCUGACAGCACAAUGCAGUACAGUACAGAAAUGGUACCGACACACCAGCAGCAUGAUGGUAAUGUUUUCAGCAAUCUACUUUGUAUCAAACAAUGAUUCUAAGAACAGUAAAAACUAAAUCAUGUGUAAUAACAAAAUGACAAAACCUAGAACAUUCAAUUAAUAACAUUAAUUAUUAACUGCCAAUGACAACAAAGCACAAAUAGUUUAUUUAUUUAUUUAUUUUUUACUUUUGUGUCAGAAGUGAAUGACUUUAUUUACAUGCGCAUCAAAUUCCAUUUAAGGUCUAUAGCCGGGUUGCAGCCAUAUUCUGAAUACGACGUUUAUAUGCGUACAGGCAUCAGAAUAUUCCUGUGUACAUGGUUGUUGUAAGUAUGCCGAUCUACACAUGCGCUUUUCCUUUCCCGCUGUUAUUUCUUGGGAGAUUCAAGAUGCUGCCGUUGCUACCCACUGUACCAUGCGGAUUGAGCAUGCGCAUAUAUCUAUUUUCAGUGGAUUUUCGGAAUAUGGUGUUUACAUCCAACAAAGUUCCGAUUAAAACAUAUUCCAGGGGUGGGAAGGGUUAAGGCUAGGGUUAGUACCACAUUGAAACGCAAUCACACUGAAGUCCAUUCACAGCCCUAAGCCAUAUGUGGAGCGUGUGGAGGGACCUCAAAGCAACAUUUUCAUAUGAAGUAAUGCUACUUAGUUUCUUGUUUGUUUCAUCAUUCCUACUGCAUUGAACACUUAAUCAUCAAGACUUUCAGAUUCAUUACUAUGGCACCUGUCAAAGGGUGGGAUAUAUUAGGCAGUGGGUGUAACACAUAACAAAAUAUGAGGCACGAUUAGGGUUUAAAUCAAACUUACUUACGAAUACAUAUAUGAAACACUUGCAUACACAUAUGUAAAUUACUCAUACAUACAUGUGUACUAUGGAAUCCUCAAACAAAUUCAUGUGAAUUGCUUGCACACACCAACAUUACACUCAUGCGUACAAAUUAUACAUAUACAUAUACGCUUAUAAAACACCCACGCAUACAUAUACUCUACAUGCACACAUACUAACGCAAAGAAGGCAGACGGUGUGUGGGUGUAUGUUAGAAAAUCUCCCAGUAUUCUCACAGAGUUUCACUUUGCAGUGUAUUUUUGUAGGUUAGAUAGGUUUUGAAAGUAAUAUGAAUGUAAAGUAAUUAGUAAUACUAAUUACAUUACAAUUUAUAUGUAGUAAUCAGAUUACCAUUUUAAAGUAGUAAUUAGUAAUCUGUAGUGGAUUACUUUUUUGAGUAACUUACCCAACACUGGGCAGCAAGUCAACAGUCAGUUCUCAAAGUUGACGUGUUGGAAACAGAAAAAAUGGGCAAGUGUAAGGAUCUGAGCAAGUUUGACAAGGACCAAAUUGUGAUGGCUAGACGACUGGGCAGAACAUCUCCAAAACAGCAGGACUUGUGGGGUGUUCUUGAUAUGCAGUGGUUAGUACCUACCAAAGUGGUCCAAGGAAGGAUCAUGGACGCCCAAGACUCAUUGAUGCGAGUGGGGAGUGAAGGCUAAAACUUUCUGGUCCAAUCCCACAGAGGAGCUACUGUGGCACAAACUGCUGAAAAAGUUCAUGCUUAUGAUAGAAAGGUGUCAGAACACACAGUGCAUCACAGCUGGCUGUGUAUGGGGCUGUGUAGUUACAGACCAGUCAGACUGCCCAUGCUGACCCGUCCUCAGCCGAAAACACGUACAAUGGGCACAAGAGCAUCAGACCUGGACCAUGGAGCAAUGGAAGAUGGUGGUCUGGUGUGAGGAAUCACUUCAUGUGGACGGCCGGGUGCGAGUGCGUCGCUUACCUUUGGAAGAGAUGGCACCACGAUGCACUCUGGGAAGAAGGCAAACCAACAGAGGCAUUGUGAUACCCAGGGCAAUGUUCCUGCUGGGAAACCUUGUGUCCUGGAUUUCAUGUGGAUGUUACUUUGACAUGUACCACCUAUCUAAACACAGAGGUGGGUAGUAAUGCGCUACAUAUACUUCAUUAAAUUUACUUGAGCAACUUGCUACAUUCAGUGGCGUUCCUCCAUUACUGUUAAAUAUUAAUGAAUAUAUGUUGUUUUAAUAAUUACUUUAUAUCAAGUAUAAUGAGGUCGAGAGUCUCUCGUUACGCUGCAGUGGUCUGCAACAACUGCUCACUUUUUUAGCAGCUUAGUCCUGGAAAGGGGGAAGAAGUGAGCGUGUCGAGGGAGGCAGGACACACACGCGUGCGCACACACACACACACACACACACACACACAUGCUAACACUUUCUCUUCUGUUCUGUUCCAUACUCUGUUGUCUUGUUUAUAUACAGAUGCUGACAAGUUUGUGUUGUCAACAUGCUGUGAAAAUAAAGAACGUCAACCGUUGAGAAAAUGUUUGCUUUUUGGUGUGUGUGAGAGAUCUGGUGUUGAAAAUUACUGGUUCUGUGGUAUUGUACCCAUCACAGGACUGGGAUAUCCUGCUUCAUCUUGAACCCAGGUUUUAUAUCAUAUAAACAGGACAGACAGACUUUCAAGGAGAGGUGUGACUUACAGUUCUCCAUGUAAUCUGAGAUUCAGGAUUUUCCCUUCAUUUUAAUCAGAUUUAAUGUAACUACUAACUUGCUACUUGAGUCAUCUCCUCCUUGGAUACUUUAUUACUCUUACUCAAGUAAGAAUUAACAUUAUUACUUUUACUGUUACUUGAGUAAUUAUUUUUAUAAGUAAUUUUACUUGUACUUGAGUAAAAUGUUUGGCUAUCUACCAACCUCUACCUAAACAUUGUUGCAGACCAUGUUUGCAGACCAAGUACACCCCUUCCUAGCAACGGUAUUCCCUAACGGCAGUGGCCUCUUUCAGCAGCAUAAUGUGCACUGCCAAACCUUGCAACUUAUAGAAUUUAAAGGAUCUGCUGCUAACGUCUUGGUACCAGAUACCACAGCACACCUUCAAAAGGUCUUGUGGAGACAGGUCAGAGCUGUUUUGGUGGCAAAAGGGGGACCUACACAAUAUUAGGCAGGUGGUUUUAAUGUUAUGGCUGGUUUGUAUGGUGGUGUGAUUAAUUAAUAGUUCAAACUUGAAUUAAUGAAAUAAAUGACAUUUACAUUACAUUUGUAGAAUUGUAAAAAUGAUCAGAUACAAAUAACAUUUUUUUUUUUUUACAAUAUAAUGUUUUAUGACCACAUUCGAUCACGAAUAAGGGCUUUUCUUCAACUGUAAUUGCUGAUGACAUUAUAAUACAUGUAUAUAUUUUAUUUUCAUUCUGUAAACACUGAGCGUUAAUCAGAAAUCAUUUUUGUGUACUCUUUGCAAAUCAAGUGAAGUAUAAGCUGAACAUGUAUACAGUUGUGUUUUUGCUUUAUUAAGACUGAAAUGUGGAAAAAUAUCAGUGUUGUGCUUUGUGCUUCUGAGCAGCAAUAUUAUGUAUUAAAAUGAAGCCAGGAAAAAGAUAAUGAAAACAUGAAAGCUUAGCUCUUUAAUUAAAAUACCCCAUUCAGUAGAAAAUGAUUGCA
Messenger RNA from Ictalurus furcatus (blue catfish), 4752 nucleotides. RefSeq names its product guanylate cyclase activator 1d (gene guca1d). The record is from RefSeq and is a predicted model, not a curated record. NCBI's taxonomy places the organism in Eukaryota, Metazoa, Chordata, Actinopteri, Siluriformes, Ictaluridae. Gene Ontology annotation, molecular function: calcium ion binding; calcium sensitive guanylate cyclase activator activity. The coding region runs from base 627 to 1217 and encodes 196 amino acids. The transcript is spliced from 4 exons.